This is a messenger RNA of Phoenix dactylifera (date palm), 2878 nucleotides long. The record is from RefSeq and is a predicted model, not a curated record. Lineage: Eukaryota; Viridiplantae; Streptophyta; Magnoliopsida; Arecales; Arecaceae.
ACAUGAAGAGCGUCACCGCGGCCACCCUCCUCAACGUUUUCAAUGGCACUACCAACUUGACUCCUCUUCUUGGUGCCUUUCUCUCGGACACCUAUUUGGGCCGCUACAUUACUUUGGGAUUUGCUUCCGUCUCUUCCCAAUUGGUAUCUCUUUCUCUCAUCUCGGAAACUGCCUCUUUUCUUCCUCAGCUGGUUCUGAUCACUCAUUAGUUACUUCAAGAUAAGUGUUCAUGUGUUCGUCGACAGAGUAGACAGAACUUUCACAGUCGGAUUGGACCCACACCACAAUACCUAUUAUUGAGGCUCACAGCACGUGUUGGGCUCUUGUCUGCAUGCGUUGGGUGCCCCGUUAGAAAAUAAGUUGAGCUUAGUAUACUAAUGCUCUGAAUAUAAACUAAUUAGCCUUCGAUCGUCACUAGCCCUUAAAAGUAUGUGCGAUUAUGGAUUGCCGAAAGAAUAGUCCACUUAAAAUAUUGGCUCGAGUUGAAUUUGAUGUAAAAUUUCCGAGUAAGCAUAGCUUGAAUGCUGGUGAUGUUGCUGAGCCGUGUCGCUUUUAGAUUUGGUCUCAUCUUAAAUUCUAUUUCCUGGCUGACCAUUGAAGCAUCUUUAAAACCUUUACUAUUAUAAAACGAAUUUCGGAGAUAUUUCUUGAUCCCUACGAUUCAUUCCAGUGUAUUUGUAGUUCUUUACUACAUCUUUUUUUUUUUUAUUUUUUUCUCAUAGAGUCAUAGUCAAUAACAAUUUAUGCUUUUUGACCUUCUGUGAUGUAUGGUUUUCUAGAAUUCUCGACAAUAUUUGAUAUGUAGAUUCCAUUACAUAUUAUAGCCAUAAGAUGGGAGAAGUUUUUUUCUCUCCUAUAUGUAUCUGGUACAGAUGGAACUCUUGACUCAGAUAUGUGUAUGAGUUUACUGAUCUAUUUGCUGGUGUUCUACUUCUACAAAUACUACCUAUCCUAUCCCGAGAUGUACAAACGUGUCAAGUUUCGCUGUGGUCAUCACUUGCAGCCAAUAGUUUUUUUAUGGCUAAGAGGAGUCCCAUAUGCGAGUCCAAGAUUUUCACUUAAGAAGGAUGUCCAUCCGUAUUUUGACAAAAAUAUUGGUAGAACCAAUCAAAACUCUAGAUCUUGGACCGACUAUCACCAACUUUUUUUAGGUUUUUUUCUCCUCUGCUCCGCAGAAGCAUGAUGAUGAAUCCAUGUAGGGGAAGACAAAAACCUCAAAGUGAAAUAUAUAUCAAGCUGACUUGCCUGUAAGAACCUGUAAAAAUGGAUGGAUGAUUAAUUAGUAUGGACUGCCGGAGAAAUUUGCUUGAAGGGCAUGCUCGUUCUCACUCUCACUGCUGCAAUCUCCAAGCUGCACCCUCCGCAGUGCGACGAAGGCCAAAAAUGCGCAGGUCCAUCGCCAGCGCAGCUUGCGGUCCUCUUCUGCAGCUUUGGUUUGUUGAUCAUCGGAGCGGGGGGCAUUCGUCCGUGCAACCUAGCCUUUGGCGCAGACCAAUUCAACCCCCAUACGGAGUCCGGAAGGCGGGGUAUCAAUAGCUUCUUCAAUUGGUACUACUUCACUUUCACAACAGCCAUGAUGAUCUCGUCCACCUUCAUCAUCUAUAUCCAAAGCAACAUCAGCUGGGCGCUGGGUCUCGCGAUUCCCACCAUCCUCAUGUCCUUCUCCUGCGCUUUCUUCUUCCUUGGGAGUAGGCUCUAUGUGAAAGUGAAGCCUGAGGGGAGCCCCUUCACCAGCAUCGCCCAAGUCUUGGUAGUGGCAUUUAGAAAACGAGGGCUGAAGCAGCCUGAUGAUCCAAAGACGUCUCUCUUCAAUCCUCCCCAUUUUAGUUCUCUUGUCACCAAGCUUCCAUACACUGACCAAUUCAGGUGUCUCGACAAGGCUGCGAUCACGACUCCUAUGGAUGAAAUCAAACCAGAUGGACAUGCUGCAGAUCCAAGGAGACUAUGCAGUCUCCAACAAGUUGAGCAGGUAAAAUGUCUUGCAAGAAUCAUUCCUAUAUGGGCUACAGGCAUCAUCUUCCAUGUUUCGACUAUCCAAGAAACAACUUUCAUCGUCUUUCAAGCCCUUCAAGCCGAUAGACACUUUGGAAAGAGUAAAUUUGAGAUACCAGCUGCUUCUUUCAAUGUAUUCGCCAUGUUAGCCUUGACAGUUUGGAUACCUAUUUAUGAUCGCAUUUUAGCCCCAUGGCUUCAAAGAGCUACUGGUAAAGAAGGUGGAUUGACGUUACUCCAGAGGAUGGGAAUUGGAAUUGUUCUCUCCGUAGUCGCUAUGAUUGUCUCUGGAUUGGUCGAAGAGCGAAGGAGGAGUUACGCCAUUCACCGGCCAACCCUUGGGACGGCGUCGAGUGGUGGUGCGAUAUCAUCAUUUUCUAGCUUCUGGUUGGUACCUCAGCUCGUGAUUUUGGGCUUUGCCGAGGCUUUUAAUGUGAUCGGCCAGGUUGAGUUCUACUACAAACAAUUUCCAGAAAACAUGAGAAGUAUUGCAGGGGGUCUACUUUUCUGUGGGCUGGCAUGUGCUAAUUACUUAAGCGGUUUAAUGGUGACAAUAGUUCAUCGAACAACUGGUCACAAUGGGGGAGAGAAUUGGCUAGCCGGUGACCUAAACAAAGGAAGAUUGGACUAUUUCUAUUUCCUGAUCGCUUUAAUCGGAGUUUUGGACUUAAUGCUUUUUAUUGCUUUCGCAAGAUGGUAUAAAUACAAAGGUUUAGAUGAUCGUUCUGAGAUUGCCUUGGAGAAAAGCAAAUCGAGAGAUUCUCAUGUUUAAACUAGCACUACAUAAUGAGAUAUAGAUUUUCCUUGGUGUCUGGUAUAUUUUAGUUGUCACAAUAUUGGAAAUAUAUAUAUAAAUGCAAUACAAUAGUUGAUAUUUUCUUGCAAA